This is a messenger RNA of Acanthochromis polyacanthus (spiny chromis), 3178 nucleotides long. RefSeq names its product acid phosphatase 2, lysosomal (gene acp2). The coding region runs from base 16 to 1212 and encodes 398 amino acids. Gene Ontology annotation, biological process: dephosphorylation; lysosome organization. The transcript is spliced from 12 exons. Gene Ontology annotation, cellular component: lysosome. NCBI's taxonomy places the organism in Eukaryota, Metazoa, Chordata, Actinopteri, Pomacentridae. Gene Ontology annotation, molecular function: acid phosphatase activity. The record is from RefSeq and is a predicted model, not a curated record.
UUAAUAAAGUUUCUUAUGUCCUCUUUCUCCCUCCAGUUGUUCCGACAUGGCGACAGAUCUCCGGUCAAAGCUUAUCCUACUGACCCGUACCAAGAGAAAGACUGGCCACAAGGCUUUGGACAACUAUCACAGGAGGGCAUGAGGCAGCACCUUAACCUGGGCCAGUUUCUGAGGGAUCGAUACAAAGGUUUCCUCAGCGAAUCCUAUGACCGACACGAGAUCCUAGUUCGCAGCACAGACCAUGAUCGCACCCUGAUGAGUGCCGAGGCCAACCUCGCAGGUCUGUACCCCCCCAGUGGGCAGCAGAUCUUCACGCCCUCCCUGAAGUGGCAGCCGAUACCCGUCCACACGGUGCCGCAGAGUGAAGAGAGGCUUCUCUCGUUUCCUUUGAACGACUGUCCUCGCUACGAACUACUGAUGAAUGAAACCGAGAAAACAGCAGAGUUCCUUAAUGUUACCACAGCAUACAAGGACAUCCUAGAUCUGGUGAGGAGCAAAACAGGACUGAAUAAGACAAAUGUGGAGUCAGUGUGGAGCGUUUAUGACACACUCUACUGUGAGUCCCGUCACAACAUGUCGGCUCCUGAUUGGGUGACUACCGACGUUAUGAACAAACUCCGAGCGCUCAAAGACUUUGGAUUUCAGGUCAUGUUCGGGGUCUACAACCAGCAGGAGAAGAGUCGACUGCAGGGAGGCAUCUUGCUGGGUGAAAUAGUGAAGAAUAUUUCCACCAUGGCCGCCGCAGACUCGACACAGCGACUCAAACUGAUGAUGCUCUCAGCACAUGACACCACUGUAGUCGCUCUGCAGGCCAGCUUGAAUGUGUUCAAUGGAAUUCAGCCGCCGUACGCCUCCUGUCACAUGUUUGAGCUGUACCGAGAGGAAAAUGGCUCUGCCACGGUGUCGAUGUUUUACCGGAACGACAGCACCGUGGAGCCGUACCCGCUUCAGCUACCAGGCUGCUCUCUCAACUGUCCGCUGGAUGAUUUCGUGAGAAUUACAAAGCUGUCCAUCUCAGACGACAGGGACAAAGAGUGCCAAGUGCCUUCAGAAGGGAGAGAUAAAGAAGUCAUCAUCAGCCUGGCGCUGUCCGGCUGCCUGCUGCUCCUCCUCAUCGCCCUCCUCCUCGGCGUUAUCUGUUGGCAGAAGCAGCCAGUAAGCAGCCGUGGAUACCACCAUGUGAUCAACCAGGAAGUCGGAGAGGAAUCCUGACAGAAGCACAGACUUCUCCCUCGGAGAUCUACGAGCCUCGUCUCUUGGGGCAGCAGCGAUGACGAUGAACUUUGACUUUGCUCAUCUGGGGAAGAUUGUGAUGAAGUUUUGAUUUUAGACGGUGUGUUAACGGAGGGGAAACAUUCUUGGUAGUGUCAAUUUCUUGAACAACCAAGCUCAGAUUUUUUUUGUGUGUGAUUUCAGUCACAACUUUACGUGAUUACAAAAAAUUUUUACUUCAUUAAAAUUGAGUUAUCUCAAGAAGUUAAACCGGGAAUGUGAGUCAUCAGAGGGGUGGACUAUGAAGUGAGAUGAAUGCAGGUUAGCAGGUACGUUGAGCUGAAGUCAGUGUCUUCAGUGUGGCAAAGAUUUCACCUGCUAGAUCACCAUGGUAACUCAUUCUUAUUAGUUAAGCUGCUCUGGAGGAGGUGCUGUUCAGAGUUUGGGAUUUAAAUUGUGAGAAGCACCACGUUUUCACCAUUUUUGUCCCGACCAAAAAAGAAGCUUUUCACUUUGAUUUGGCCAAAACCUGAAGUGAUUUCCUGCAGCUGUCAUGUUAGAAAUAAGCAGCUGAACUGAUAAAUGUUUGGAUUCCUCGUAGCUCUUUAUUAUAACUGACUAAAAUAAGGAUCAUGUCAUUGGUCCAUUUAGUGCAGAGCGAGUCACAUGGCAUUUCAAACACCUGCUGUAAUGGGAAAAUACACAGAGUCAGAAGGAGAAAGCUUAACGAAGUUUACACCCACCAUCUUACAUCAUUUCUGAUAUCCGUUACCUCUGAUUGGGGUUUCAAGUUUUGUUGAUCCAGCUAACAAAGAAAGCCUGGAUGUGUUGAACUUGCUUUGUAGAACAUCCCUCUGAUCCUGUUAAGCCAGUUCACACAUGUAUGAAUUAUGUGUGCAGAGAUGUACUCCUGAAUCUGGCUCUCUGUGUGUGAGUGUGUGUGAGUAUUGUUGGAUCUUUUUGUAUGUGUGUGUGUGUGUUCUCUCCGAGGCCUAAUGACCGAGUUGCCUUAAAUAUUUUACAUGAAGGGGUGUUUUGUUUUUUGGGGGAUGUAACACAUUUUUUGUUGGAUUACAAGGUUGUCAUUUCAUUCUUCAGAAAAACAAACACCAGCUCAGUGUACGGUUAGCUCACCCUGACCUGUCACCUCUUUGUAAACUGGAACUCAGCAAAACCGAUGACUUUUGGGACAAUAACAGGAAUCAUACACACUUUGGAAUCAUCAGUUAGUUUCACCUUUACUCAGCUUCCAUGUAAAGCAUUUAGAUUAUUUUUUUUUUUAGUUGUGAAUAUCUGGGAACUUUGGAAACACUUGUGUGUUUUUGGAUCUUCUUAGUCUUGAACAGAUUUCUUGCUCUUCCUAAAGGGAUACGACGGAUCAACUGUAGCUAAAACUUUUAUCUCGUGUGGUUUUAGGAAACAAACAGGAGAUUGGGAGGUGAACGUUUCUUUGUUUGCACAUGUAACUUUCAGUCUAAUGCAGGGAUGAUCAGGGUCUUAACUGUAAGUCCAGAUCCACAGUGUGGAUUGGGAAGGAAUUUGCACAUUGCCAACCACAUCGUCUUCAGUUACAUCCAAUGUGGAGACACCUUUAAUAAAUGCAUCAAAAAAAGGGUGAUGUUCUGUGAUUGGGUCCAUACUCUGUCAUUUUCUUUCUGGCUAUACAAACGGAUUGAUCAGACUGAGAAUGUGUAAAUAUUUUUUGUCAAAAUGAAUGAUAAAUAAUUGUCAUUUCAUGAAAAAGGUGUGACAUGCACGCUGAUGUUCAGAGCUUUUAUAUUUAUCCCGGAAGAAUGAUGCAGAAUCUGCUGUAAGGAGAAAAGAGAUCUUUCCCCAGCUGUUGCUAUGCAAAAAAUGUACAAGUUGUGAUGGAAAGUCGCUCAAGCACAGUAAUUAAGUACAAUGUUACUUUCUGCCUUCAAUCCUCUAUAUUUCAUCAGUUAAUACUGUAGUUUCUACUCCACUA